GCUUUUAUUGUUUCUACACAAACAAGCACAGCAGAAUUUUCAUAGUUCAAUAUUCUAGUACAGGCAUUCCAACACAUUCCAACAAUCACGUCUUGAUUGUUUUGGAACAUCUCAGGAAAGCCAUAAGUCAAUUAGAAGGUUACUAUUAGUUGGAAGGCGACUUGUAUGGGAAUGAAAUAGAAGAAAAUUUCUCUAAUUCUGGCCCAAAGGUUGAAUUUUGAAGAAAAGGAUCUUAUAAUGAUCCAGUCCUUGCCUCCAGACUUUCAGUGUACUUUUCCCAUCAGGUAUAAAUCUGUACCAGCAGUCUGUAUGGCUGUUGAGUGAUGGGUAUAAUUUUAAGUUCUCCACAACACUCUGACUUGACAAUUUUUACUGUGCAAAUGGGAACUGUUCUUUUACCAUGAUCUGAUGUACCAGAUGACCCACAGAAUUUCUUUCUCAAAAUCAUUCAAUGAUCUUGAGGAACAAGACUGAAUGUGUCUCAUCUUCUGACAGGCAGAAGACUGAAAGUGUCUUGUCUUCUAAUGGGCGUCCUGAUUUGAUUUUCUUUUCCCACAGAGAAGGGGGAAAAAAAGGACAAUCUGUCGUGUGGCACUCCCACUUGCAGUACUUUGGUUUAAGAUUAUCUACACUGUUUGAAUACAAAACUUCCCCAUUACAAAAGAAUACCGCUAUAUUAAGUAACGUAAUAUAUCCUGUGCCACAGAGUUACAAAUAUUUCCCAUUCAGGUGGGAAAUACUCCUUGCAUAUACAGAGAUCUCUCUCCUGCCGUUAACAAUAGCGGUGCAUUGUCUGCGGUACGGCAGUGGGCCUCCCGGGCAGCAUGUGGGUGUGGGAAGAGGCGAGCAGCCCCGUCCGCAGGGCGAUGAGGCGGAGGAAGCCGCUGGGCUGCGCCUGCAAUCGGGCUCGGGGCUGCGGGACCCGCGCGUCGCCUUCAGCCAGCGCCAGCCCCGACGCGGGGCCGGGGACCCCGCAUCCACCGCCCGCUCCGCUCCGCUCCUCUCGGCUCGGCGGCAGCCGCCCGCAGGACCCAGCCGAGCAAGCCUUGCCACUCUCCCUGACUGGAAUGGAGAUUUCUUCCCACCAGUUUCACCUCCUGGAGCAGCUCAACGAACAACGGAAGCAGGAUUUGUUCUGCGACUGCAACAUCCUGGUGGAGGGAAAGGUCUUUAAAGCCCACCGCAAUGUGCUGUUUGCCAGCAGCGGCUACUUCAAAAUGCUCCUCUCGCAGAGCGCGAAGGAGACGAGCCAGCCGACGAUCGCCACUUUUGAGGUCUUCUCUCCAGAGACAUUCAUGGUUAUCCUGGACUUUGUAUAUUCAGGCAUAUUGUCUUUAACCGGACAAAAUGUGAUCGAAGUCAUGUCAGCUGCGAGCUAUCUGCAGAUGACAGAUAUCCUUAAUGUCUGUAAGACAUUCAUUAAGUCCUCACUGGAUAUUAAUGAGAAGGAAAAGGAUCAUUACCUCAGCCUCUCCGCCAAGAGUACAAACAGUGAACCUGCCAAUCCAUCUCUUUAUCGGUCAAGAAGGAAAGCAAAGAGCAACCCGCGGCGUUCCUAUUCAGUCCCGGAAGAAAAGACUAACACGGUGAAUGAAAAUUCCUGGAGCAGUUACAGCAGUUACCUGUCCUCGCAAGUCAUUCUUCAGCGGGCAGAGACACAGCUCUCCAAAAGAGGCAGAAAACAGGGCUCGACCAGAAAGCGCCGAAAGCACCUGGGGUUGUCGCAGAGCCGGGAUUUCGUGCAGAGUAAAGCGAACAAAGCUGAGCGGGCGGGCGGAGGCGGCAGCGUGUCCGAAUCCGGGCACAUCCCUCGGGCUGGAGAGGAGGCUGGAUUCGACGCCGAGAACGACGCUGGUCAGGAUGGUUACGGAUAUAAUCACGAAGCAGAAGUGAUACCCAAGAGAUGGUCCGUCGCUCAGCUCGAACAAGAGCUUUCAAGAACUCCCGAGUUCAUGGAGUUAAAAGCAGAGGAACUGUACACCUCCAUGCCCACAAUUUUAGGUGUCAUGAGUAGUUGGAAUGAAGAUGACCUCCCUCGGAUGCGAUUCAAAUGCCCCUUCUGCACGCACACAGUGAAGCGACGCGCAGACCUGAAGCGGCAUCUUCGGUGUCACACGGGGGAGCGACCGUACCCCUGCGAGGCGUGUGGGAAGAGGUUCACCCGGCUGGAGCAUCUACGGAACCACUUCCAAACGAUACAUCAGGCUGGCAAACUGAUCUGCAGAAAAUGCAAGCGCCACGUAACCGACCUCACAGGAUGUGUUGUUCAGCAGGGAACAAGACGCUACAGACUGUGCCAUAAAUGUCUAGCAGAAGCUAAUUUUGACAGCAUCCCUGAUGAUUUAGAUGCAGAACAUUCUCCUGUCUCCUCCACGGGAAACAAAUGUUCCAAAUGGGCUUUGGAGGAGGAACAGAAAUCAGAGGAAGAGACAAUGGAGGAGGAACCCUAUAACUUGGUUGUCCGACACGUUAAGGAUGAUAUUCCAGAUGAGGCAGAGGAAAAGGUGAAACCAAAUCUUAGGUAGAUAUAUUUGUGUAUACUUGUUACUGUUGUAUUCAAGAUUAAAUUACUUGUCUCCUACCAACUAUUGCUGGUUUAUUACUUUCAUUAAAAUGAAAUAAUGCUAAGAUUCUAUUAUGAGAAGCAAAAUAAGGACUACAAGUUGUUUUAGAGACAAGCAACAGUGUAACAGCUUCUAAGUAUCAUCUAGAAAGUACUUAGAAAGAUUGGUUUCUAUUUCAUCGGAUUUGCUCAGAGUUCCUGUUCAUAAAGCAACUGUGAUCCAAUUUACAGUCCUACAAAGAUUCUAUACAACAUAAAUUUUUAAAAAACAAAUAUUGAUAAUUUGCUUUGAAAAAGUCUUCCUAAAGCAAGCAGCUAAGAAAUGUAAACCCCAUUUUUGUUGACACUGUAAUUUACAUGUAUAUACACUUCAGAAACUUCCUAAGAAAGGAGAAAACAAGUGGAAUUCUUUCUGGUGAAGAACCUAUUUAGAAGAGCUUUGUUUUCUGAGUGAGCUUACCUGCUUCUUAUAUUUGAGAAAAGCAUGAUUAGUUUUAAAUAAUACACACAGCCAUACAAAGUAGAAUAAUGAACAGAGUAUCUCUAGUGCACUUGGAUAGUACGAGUUUGCCUUUUCAGAUAUGCAGUGGGUUUGUACUGUGAAUUUUAAAGAAAGAUACACUAACGUGGU
This is a messenger RNA of Calidris pugnax (ruff), 3194 nucleotides long. RefSeq names its product zinc finger and BTB domain-containing protein 8A-like. The transcript has 5 exons. Lineage: Eukaryota; Metazoa; Chordata; Aves; Charadriiformes; Scolopacidae. Bases 825 to 2525 code for a protein of 566 amino acids. The record is from RefSeq and is a predicted model, not a curated record. Gene Ontology annotation, molecular function: RNA polymerase II cis-regulatory region sequence-specific DNA binding; DNA-binding transcription factor activity, RNA polymerase II-specific; protein binding. Gene Ontology annotation, biological process: regulation of transcription by RNA polymerase II.